This is a messenger RNA of Diorhabda carinulata, 715 nucleotides long. RefSeq names its product mitochondrial cardiolipin hydrolase-like. Gene Ontology annotation, molecular function: RNA endonuclease activity producing 5'-phosphomonoesters, hydrolytic mechanism. Gene Ontology annotation, cellular component: mitochondrion. The record is from RefSeq and is a predicted model, not a curated record. Bases 55 to 690 code for a protein of 211 amino acids. The transcript has 2 exons. Gene Ontology annotation, biological process: piRNA processing. Lineage: Eukaryota; Metazoa; Arthropoda; Insecta; Coleoptera; Chrysomelidae.
UCAUAGUAAAUAUAUAAAUAAAAUUAUAAAAAAAUAUAUAGAAAUAAUGUUAAAAUGAAUAAAUUAAUAUGUUUCCUGUACAUUUCAAUCACAACUCUACCAGUAGUUUUAAGUUAUUUACUGGAUAGGAAAUACAGGAGGAAAAUAAAGCUUAUAACUGAAGACGAUAACAAAUUUUAUAAUCAACUUUUAUCGGUUACGAUGAAAAACUUUAAUUGUAAACCUCAUGUGAUAGAAAAAAACGAAUGUAGUGAAAAUUGUUCGUUGGCAUAUCAAAAAAUAAUACAAGCAUUCAUUUCUAGUGCUAAAUCCAGUAUUUGCUUGUGCAUCUACAUUUUCACGUUAAAAAGUUUAACCUACGAGUUAAUUCAAGCACACAAAAGAGGAGUGGACGUUAGAGUUAUAUCUGAUCAAAUUAUGUUCGAAACUAAGUCGCAACGUGACAAUUUUUCAAUACUUUCAAAAAACGAAAUUCCUUAUAAACUUCAUUCCCCAAGAUCUAUUAAGAUGCAUCACAAGUUUUGUUUAAUAGAUAAAGAUGAUCCGGAGCGUGCUAAAAUGUUUUCCGGUAGUCUAAACUUAACUAACCAAGGAUUUUGUUAUAAUUUUGACAAUACAGUGCUUACUAAUAAUAUUUACGUUAUAAAAAGAUUCAGUGAUGAAUUUGAGAAAUUGUGGAACUUAUUUUAAUAAAUAAAUCGUUGAAUAUUAUAAA